Molecule: messenger RNA, 1926 nt
Organism: Cylindrotheca closterium
Lineage: Eukaryota; Bacillariophyta; Bacillariophyceae; Bacillariales; Bacillariaceae
Source: the annotation of a GenBank genome assembly
AUGUCGCCGUUUCACGAUAAGACAACGACUGCACAUGGGGUUUUUCGUGAUGGGUCAUCACGAUAUAACACUUUACAGACUGGGAGAGAAACGCCACACAAGAGAGUUAAGAGCGGAGCUGACGGAAACAACGAGAAUCCAGCUGCAUUAUCUUCCCAGUUGUUGAUUGGUAGAACAACACCGCAAUCGCUUAUCCGAACUUACUCUGAGCCAAAUGGGUGGAACGGAGGAGACACGAUUCGGGAACCUUCUCCUGCUCGAGAUCGUAGAGCUAUGCUCGAAGACUGGAGGCGCAGAAAAGGUCGCCAUGUUACAGGCACAGACUCCACUUCGCGAAAACGUGUUAAGCGCAUGCCAUCUUCGUGCCGAGCAGGUUAUCAUAACAGAAACGAUCUCCAAGACACUCACAGCAGUACACUUCAGAAUAAAUCCCACGAUGAUAGAGACGAAGAAAACCCAAUCAGAAAAUACCUUGUGUCUUGUGCCACGCCUGGUCAAGGAAAGCUAGGAAGUGCUCGUCGAAGCAGCCUGAUGGAAAAGAGUGUCUUGAGUAGUACACCUGAAGUCCACAAAAAAGGAACUCAUCCAAGUUCAUCAAAUUCGGCACAGGUAGAUACCAUUGAUGACGCUGGUUUCCAAUCACAAAUGGAAAGGAUGAAGCGACGUUUGGAACAACUCGAAAAAGAGAAAAUGGAUUUGUCUAUGUCAAAGGCACCAUUGGAGGCAAGAAUUCGUCAGAAAGAAGACGCGUGGAUGAAAGAAAGGGCUCGUCUUAUGCAAGAAGUUCAGUGUUCAAGACUUUCGCUGCGGCAAGCAGAUGAUAAAUAUUGUGAUCUUCAGGUCCAGUAUGACCAGGCCCAUGAUGAACGCAUUCAACUUCGCCAAGAAUUACGAAAAGUCUCGAGCUCUCGUCAAAACUCUAAGGAUAUUGGGUUGUGGUCCAGAAAAAUUCAAAACGACCAGGAUCUUUGGGAUCUUAAAGAAAAAUUACGAGCAUCAGACGAAGAACUCAAGUCUACUCGAUUGGCAAAAACUUCGCUUGAAAAGGAGUUACAUGCGACAAAAAUUGAAUUGGACUGUUUGGAGCGCAACAACAACAAGAUGCAGGCUGAGUAUGAUGAAAUUGCAGCACAAACGUCAGACAACAGAGACGCAGAGAUUAAGCUGCAGGUUCUAACAGAAGAACAUAUGGCAACCUCAGCUGCUCUCAAUGCAGUUUACGCUGAAUUAGAUGCAACAAAAGCGAGAGCAGAAGCCACUAUAUCAGAAAAAGAUGAAACACUCAGAAAAGAGAUUGAGCAACUUCGAUUUGAUCUGAGUGUAAUGAAAACUCGAGCAAAUAAGGUACAACUUGAUUUGAACAAAUCGAUACAGAAUGCGGAAGAUGAAGAUGAGGCGGUACUUCGCGCGCGGAUCGAAGAGAGAGACCAGCGAAUCAUUGAACUCGAAGCGGAGCUCCUGAAAGGUGAAAAAGUUCGUCGACACAUGCACAAUUGCAUCCAGGAACUUCGUGGUAACAUCAGAGUUUUCGUGCGAACACGACCAUUUCUGCCAGGCGAUGAACAAGACAAAAACUCUCCCAUCAACAUUACACCAGAUGGUGAAUCGAUGUCAAUAAUCGAUCGUCGAAGUGGAAAGCCACUGAUUUUUCACUUUGACAAAGUGUUCUUACCUUCGGCAGGCCAGGAAACGGUGUUUCAGGAAGUUUCCGAUUUUGUACAGAGUGCACUAGAUGGGUACAACGUUUGCCUUUUUUCGUAUGGACAAACUGGGUCUGGAAAGACGCAUACUAUGCAGGGGUGCGGUAAUGGUCCGAUGAGAGGAAUCAUUCCCAGGGCUGUAGAGCAGCUUAAAGGAUUUGCUUGUCUCCAUGCACUCUGCACAAAAUUCCAUGCAUGGGCAAAAGCUUUCAAUCAAAAGAGAUAA